AUGGAUAAUCUCCCCGACUCCGGCGUGCAGCGCCCUGUUGGUGGCGUCAGCCGAGCAGCUCUACUAAGAUGUGCAGCUGCACGGAAUGAGUGCAUAAAGGCCGAGCUUUUAGAGCGGCUUCGAGUUUGCGCAGCCCUAGAUAGAAGAUUCUUCAAGGCCUGGUUUGACGAGCUGGACAUGGAACGCUGCUGCAACUUCAGCAGUGUCGUAGGAGUAAGCAGCGACAUGUAUAUCGACACAGAGUGGAACAUGGGCAUUUACGCCCACGGCAAUACACCUCAGGAGUCUAAAGCUGCGUUUCACAGGAUUGCCUUCGAACUGCAAGAUCUUGAAGACAGAGAAAAAAGACUUACCGAUUACGCACAAACUCUGAAUCGUCAAUACGGAGGCCUAAUGGCUAAACUAACGGAGCCAGCAUACAACGGCACUGGUCGUACUAGCAGGAUUCCUGUCCCACCCAACACCUGUAUGCAAACAGAGAGGGCAAUAGAUGGGCUUUCUCGCAUUGCAACUGUCAUAUCUGCAAAGGAAGAAGAGCAAAAAAGCCAAUUGUAUCACUUGCGCCACUGGAAUGUCAAUAUAAGUGGGGUAAAUAUUCCGAGGCUUCCUGGUCUCCUGUAUAAGCGUGCAAACGAAGAUUCGUGA
This is a messenger RNA of Eimeria maxima, 645 nucleotides long. RefSeq lists its product as hypothetical. Bases 1 to 645 code for a protein of 214 amino acids. The record is from RefSeq and is a predicted model, not a curated record. Lineage: Eukaryota; Apicomplexa; Conoidasida; Eucoccidiorida; Eimeriidae. The transcript has a single exon.